Molecule: messenger RNA, 9502 nt
Organism: Coregonus sp. 'balchen'
Lineage: Eukaryota; Metazoa; Chordata; Actinopteri; Salmoniformes; Salmonidae
Source: the annotation of a GenBank genome assembly
ACUCUCAAAGCGUCGCUGCUUCUCUAUCUUUGACUGAUAUUGUUACUGCACUUCGUGGAGGUACCAGCAACGGGAGUUUACGUGUAGUAUAGGCUAAUUCCUAUAAAUUCCAUUUUUUUCAGCUAAUAACCGUCUAUAACGCGUCUAUUCAUAGGCUAGUUAUCUGGCACCAUAUUCGAAAUUACUUCUGUAUACUUCUUACAGAAAUAAGACAGAAAUAAAUUAUUCUGGAAGCGGACCUACUGAUUUUGGCCGAGGGGGGAGAAUAUCACUGUAUAUCAUAAUUUCACUUCGAUAUUUUGGAUGCACCGAUGAGAGAUCCAGUUUUCACAGGGACUGCCAUGGCUUAUCACCCUUUCCACGCUCACCGGCCGACCGACUUCUCCAUGUCAGCUUUCCUAGCGGCCGCGCAGCCCUCCUUCUUCCCGACGCUCACUCUGCCUCACCGGGCUCUCACUAAGCCCAUGUCGGACCAUCUCGUCGGAGCAGCGGAGGCAGGGCUCCACCCGGCUCUCAGCCACCACCAUCAGGCGGCUCAUCUCCGCAGCCUGAAGAGCCUGGAGCCCGAGGAAGAGGUGGAGGACGACCCUAAAGUCACACUGGAGGCCAAGGAUCUAUGGGACCAGUUUCACAAAAUAGGAACAGAGAUGGUUAUUACCAAAUCUGGAAGGUGAGAGUGCGCUCUGAUAAUUAUUGCCAGCGAGGCUGACUACAGCGUCAUGGUUAUUCUCUGUCCAUCAGUGGCGAUUUUAGCGUGUACAUUUUGGUGGGACAAACAUUGUCCAUACUGUAUAGGCUUUGUGAUCAGAUGUGCAUUAUGUUCAGAUUUAUUCUGUAACGCUACGGCAAGAGUAUGGCGAAAGCAAAAGGGUACGAAAGAAGUAGCUACAUUCAGGAUUACAGGGACAUAUUAGUUCAGGGCCUGCUGUAGGCUAGACUGGCUCGAUGUGAUUGUGUUUUUCAUUGUAUUCUAUUGCAUGUUCUUAAACUUAUAAGCCUAGUUUAUCAUCGAAAUAAGUUAAUUAUUUAACUUAAAAGUGAUAAAUACUAUCAGAGUUUUCUUUACUAUUGUGACCUGACUGAUAGCAUUUUAUUUAGUUUCGAUGGUACGAUUAUAAUGAAGUUAUAAUCAAGUUUGGAGCGUGUUUGACAGAAAAGGAUAUUUGCAAUAUUUUGAAAAUGUAGAAUUUAGUUUAGGCUAGGAGUCUUGCCAGAGAGGAGAAAAAAAUAACUCCCCUGGCUUUAGUCAGCAAAACGAGAAUAGUAUAUGGAUCAAACUGCAUUCUGUCAUGACAGUUGAGCUUCUGGAUUUUGUAAACAGACUGUCAGACUUGAAAAAGAGGAUUGUGAUUUAACCUGAUAGUGUCAUAUCAUAAAUAUAUUUCACUCGGCUGAUUACAGACGAAUUACAAAAUAUUGUAAUCAGUAAUAAAAAAUAUAUACAAAUUACUUUUAAGUAGGCUAUUAGGCCUACACCUUAUUAGUUUAAUUUCCUACAACUACCAUGGUAUUUGCAAAGUUGCAUGUACAUAAUUCGAUGGAAUGCUUUUAUAAUGAAUGACAGUUGUGUCAAUUAAUAAUACUUUAUAAUUUGCCUAUAUCGAUUAAAUAGUGUUGCAUUUUCCUGGACACAAAGGAGAGAGAAAGAGCAAGUCGCCUAUUGACGUGUUUUUAUAAUGUUAUUGCCAGAUUUCUGGGUCUUGUCUGACAACAUUAAAUGUCAUAUUUGUAUGAAUAAGCCUACAUGGAGUUAAUUCCACGCAUAUUUGUCUGUCUUCCAGGAGAAUGUUUCCUCCGUUUAAAGUCAGAAUAAAUGGGCUUGAUAAAAAAGCCAAAGUAUAUUCUAUUGAUGGAUAUAGUCGCUGCGGACGACUGCCGCUACAAGUUCCACAAUUCUCGCUGGAUGGUUGCGGGAAAGGCGGAUCCGGAGAUGCCCAAAAGAAUGUACAUUCACCCGGAUAGCCCAGCUACGGGAGAGCAGUGGAUGGCCAAGCCUGUUGCUUUUCAUAAACUCAAGCUGACCAACAAUAUCUCGGACAAGCAUGGAUUUGUAAGUACUGUAUGUUGACUUUUAUUUACAUUUAAACACGCAAUUGUAUUUCUGAUGGAUAAUAAUAAAUGACACAUGUUUUAGGUUAUGGAGUAACACAAUGUAUUUAAAGACAGAUACUGUUCCAUUUUUUGAGCGAGAUAUUUCUAUAGUUCUUGAAUAUUCUCAUUCUAUUUGCAACAUGAUUUUAGUAGGACUAACGUAUUGGCACUGUAUUUUUCCCAAUAGAUUGCUUUGUAUUGCCAGGCUGUUGCCAGGACACUGUUCAACUCAAUGUCGACAUAGGCCUGUUUCCAAAUAUGAUCUCCCAAAAUAUUAUUCUCUAAAGCGUCAUAAAAAUAGCCUAUAAAUCUAAUAUCAUGAAAGCUCUUGUUGUUGGUAGAAAUAGUAAUGUAACGCAUUUACACAUUUAUAAAACAGAGUUUUACACGAUUGUGGAAGAGGAUUGAAACCAUGAUUCAAGUAUUAGAUUUGCUCUUUUUAAAAAGCCUAAUUUAAGCGAAGAGGGAGUUCGUGAGAAUUGGGGAUUAUGAGCAUUAGAAAUCGGGUCAAGGAGACCGGGCAGAGUGGAAAUCGGUUUGGAUAGGGCGAGCCUCUGUGGCGUCCUUUGACGUCGGUUUGAUAGCUUUACUCCGACCUAGCCUCACUGUCUUGAGCCAGCUUGAUCAGCGUGGAAUAAAAACAAUGUGUGGAUGUAGCCUGAACUCGAAGUUCGUGUUUCGCGGUCGGUGCCUAAAGUUAUUUUUGUAGCCUACUGUAAAAAACUAACCGCGGAGAAGAUGGAAGUGAUGGACGCCUCAGAAAGUAGGCUUUAUAGAGAGAAGCUGCAGCGUGUGUUCAAUGCUCCUAGACCAAUGUGCAAACAAACCGACUGUAAACAAAUUGAACAUUUACAUGCCAGACGCAUCCAGACGUUUUUGCAAAAUGUUGCAGACAGUGUUUUGAUAGAUGUAGGCUAUAGGCUAUCCAAAGUUUACCUUUAAUUAUCCAGCCACUGUGUUAAUAUAGGCUUACGUAUUGUAGUAGUUAAUGAAUGUAUAUAAUAUACAUGUUGUAAAUGUUAUCAGUAGGUUGGCCAGCAGAUAUGAUAACGCAAAUAUUACAUUAAAUGUUUAUCUUUAAUAUUGUUUUGUAUCUCGAGCUGUGUUGACAACAGGUGUGUUCUCUUGCAUUCUGAGAAUAAACAGUAGGCCCAAUUCUGAAUAGACCUACUCACUGUUAUGAAUAAUAGUGAUACUAGGCCCAGUAAUAAUUAUUAUAAGAAAUAAUAAUAACAUAUUUUAAUCUCAUGCGAUGUACAUGAUCUUAUUGUAUUAAUCACUGAUAGGCCUACGAGUUAUUUUGAGAUAGGCAUAUCAUCAGAUGGUCUCGUUGAAAUGCUAAUAAUUCAUUUUUUCCAUCUUUUCACAGACGAUUCUUAAUUCCAUGCACAAAUACCAGCCCCGGUUUCAUAUCGUGAGGGCCAACGACAUCCUGAAGCUCCCCUACAGCACGUUCAGGACAUAUGUGUUCCCAGAGACAGACUUCAUCGCUGUCACAGCUUAUCAAAACGACAAGGUAAGCAAUAUAAUACAGUAGCCUAUAUAAUACACUGGAAUUUAACAUAGGCUACAUUAAUGUUCGAGACCAUGAAAUAACCUCGCCAUAAGAGGUUGGGCCUAUUUUUACAUACAUGACACUAUUUUCUAUCAGCAAAAGGUUAAUCUGAGGUUCAAUUUUGAUUUUGUUUAGUUUGUUUUUAUGAGGGAAAAAAUGGCUCAUUUGUGGAAUUAGAUGGCCUCACUCGUUUGUGCAACCUUGUUGCAUUUAAUGAUCUUUGUUGACGAAUGUUAAAGGCAGACUUUUUACAGUGAAACCGUUGCUGCAGGGUUUUUAAUCUGUAGGACUAAAUGCACCUGCUCAAUCAAACCGCAUGUCGGUCAUCAUUGUCAAAUGUUAUGGUUAACCUUACAUAACCAGUUUAGCCUACAAUUGCAGGCAUAUAUUUGACUAGUAAAAACAGAUUUGAAAAGGUUGGCUAUCGCUGUUGUCUUUCCGUCUAUGGGCUAUGGAGGAUAUGCUGCUGGCUCACAAUUCCAUUCAAAUCUAAUUAGAUGGUGCUUCUUUGGACACUGACACCAUUUGGUUAAAGACUGAUUUCCCCAUGGUUCUUCAGGGUGUCAGUAAUUCCUAGAUUUGAUGGUGAGUAUUUAUUUUAGUUGCAGUCAAAAAUUAUCUAGCUCCCUGCACUGCCCCCCCCCCCCCCCCCCCCCCCCCCCCCCCCCCCCUCUCCCCCUCCAUGAGGCUAAUUGGCGUCCGUGUCAGAGGGGCCUGUGGUGGUCUUGUUGCUAUCGGCUCCGGAGUGGCGCAGCGGUCUAUAAGGCACUGCAUCUCAGUGCUGGCGGCGUCACUACAGACUCCGGGUUUGCCCGGGGUAGGCCAUCAUUGUAAAUAAGAAUUUGUUCUUAACUGACUUGCCUUGUUAAAUAAAAUACAAACUCGUAAAGUUUAUGGCAAAGAGUCACAAUCGAUUAGAAGGCACUAUCCUCGUCCGUUUGUCCGCGAGCUACACAGUCUCGGAGGCUGCCUGCGCAAUCAAAGCGUGACAGAAGGGGACUGCGACUCCCUGAUUGGUCGAUUCGCGAAUUCCUCAAGAGUUCCAUACAAGGUGAGGAGGGGGAAAACAGCACAAACCCCGUAUCGAAACAUUUAGGCCAAGCGGCGGUUCCAAAGUCCAUGCAGUAUUUUUCCAUACAAGCCUUGCAUGAAGCAGCAAUGAUCCAAACCACAUUAUUAAUUAUGGAUAAGAUAGUCCUCACUCAGCUCUCCUCCUCACUCUCUUCGAAAAGAAUGGAUGGAGAAACACUGUUUGUUUCUCAUGGGGCUCAUGAGAAUAACGCCUCGUCAUUAAACCCCUAUUAAUAAUGCAACAUCUACCGAGGCAUCCUUUCACCGGAGUGUGUUCUGUUCAGUGUGUUUAACGGGACACUGUAUGUGGGAGAAAUAUAUAAGAGUAAAUCAAGUUGAGAAAAACACGUGACCCUAUAUAUAGGUCAAGACAUUAUUAGGCCUGGACCUAUAGGCCCAUAGGCCGAGUUACGGGCCUAAUACUACUACUACUAGUAGUAGUACUACUAGUACUAGUACUACUAAUACUACUACUAAUAAUAACAAUAAUUAAUUGUAACGUCUAUGGUAAGGCCUAUUUGUCAUUGUUUUUCUCGUUUAUCUUGUUUGCACCCUGCAAUGUCUAAUAUAUUUUCUCCAUCUCCUGUCCACAGAUAACACAGCUGAAGAUUGAUAAUAACCCUUUUGCCAAAGGAUUCAGAGACACCGGAAAUGGAAGGAGAGAGAAAAGGUAAGCAUAUGCUAUGUCUGUUCGCCCAUCACACUGUGUAGUCUAGCCUAGUUCUAUAUCAAUUAUAUUAUCAUAAUACGAUAAUAUGCAUAGGUCCUAUGUUAUGCAUGUUUUAACAAUGCCCCAACGUUAUUCCUUUUAAUCUGUUUAUUAGUUAACAAAAUAAAAAUGACAAAAUGCAUGCUGUUCUCAACUCUGAUGUAGGCUUAUCAUUGAAUGUAGGUCGGCCUACUGCUGCCCUCAUGUCAUGUUAAUGGUGUAUGGAAGCCUUACUUGAAUACAUGUACCCACUAUUAUUAAAAGGGAACCGUUCAACUCUAGGAAACAGUUGACACUUCCCUCCCUGCGGAUGUAUGAAGACCAAUGCAAAGCGGACCGAGACGGGGGAGACUCUGAUGCCUCCUCUAGCGAACCAACAACUGGCAGAGAUAGUGUACACUCCCCAAUCGGACCUGGAUCCAGCCCGCUUAGGCUCAGUCGAAUCAGCCGAGGUAACAUAAUAAUGCAAUUGUGGCCAAUGGCGGCAUUUAGACUUAUGGUGGCUGAAAUAUGGAGGCUAUAGGCAAAAUCCUCUAGUAAUUUAGCCUAUUUGAGAGAAUAGGCUAUAGGCCUAUACCCAAAGAGUGCAAAUGCAAUAGUGUACGGUUUGUGAUAACUUCAUUUAAUUUAUUAUGUCCAAGUAAUAAACAUUUUAGAUUUACAUAAUAACAAUUCAUGUGCAACAGAAAAUGCAAUUUACCAAGAAAACACAGUGUUAUAGUACAUUUUCUAAUUACAAAAUGUACUUUGAUAGUUUUCAGCAGCUCUUGUUCUUUAGAUAUACAAUGUUCUUUCGUGACAGGCUAUUUGUUCAACUCACUUAUUAUUGAAAUAUUAAAUAACUGUUGCCUGGUGUAAUGCAUAGACUUAAUUAGGCUACUUGACCAUUGAAAAACAGCUACUUUUGACUGCUCAACUAUUGAUUAAUAAUUGAAGUAUAUUUACUCUGGGGUAAAAAUACAACACAAAAGCCCCAUGUUAAUGCUCCGAGUAAGCCUCUUGGGCUGACAUGUAGGAAGGAAACGGUUAGACAAGGCAUGUUAACACUAAAUCAUGACUGUACACUUAAAAUAAUCACUUACACAGUGCGUGUGAGUGUGCUUGUGAAUGUUGUAACCACUGCCGUUUCAACUGCUAUUUUACUUUCCAUUAUUAAUGAUAUAUUUUUUAAUAUGUAAGUCUGAGCAUGGCAUGGCAUUUUGUCAGUUAUUUUACAUUUAGGCCCACAAACAUACAGCUAAUUAUGACUACAACUUUUUUUUUUAUAACAGAUGAAAAAACCUGUACUGACAGUGAGCAAGAACUUGACCAUCAGGACGAGCAUUGCACCGCGUCGAAUAGCCCUGGACCCGAGCCGCCCUCUCCCUUCAGCCCAAGGUGCGAGGACCGGGUGAAGGAUAAGCCGAGUCUGAACAAGAAAGACAACUAUCCAGACUCAAGGGAGCCGAGCGACUCCAUAUUCAGUAUAAGGAACCUUGAGAAAGGAGACAAAACGGAGAACAGGCACAGGAAAGACACUACAGAUUCGUCAAAAAAGAACACCACUGACAGCGUAGGGAUAAGCGCAAGCAAGGAAAGUUUCUCCCCGCUCAUGGUUCAAACAGAGAGCCCCUCACACUUCAGCGCGAGCCACCUGCAGAGUCUGGCCUUGUCUGGCUUGCACAGUCAGCAGUUUUUUAAUCCUAUGAACGCCGGACAAAUGCUAUUUCACCCUGGACAGUUCGCUAUGGGCCCAGGAGCGUUUUCUGCCAUGAGCAUGGGACAUCUAUUGGCGUCGGUAUCUGGAGCAAGUGGUAUGGAAAACGGCAGCCUCUCUGCCCAGGGCACGGGGGGCACCCCGAACCCUUUCCCCUUCCAUCUGUCGCAGCACAUGCUCGCCUCUCAGGUAAGGGAGACUUUAAUUCUACACUAAACAAAUUGUUUGUUUGAACUCAGUGAUCACUUAUAGGCCUUUAUGCUCGUUUGACUUCACCAAAACCGUUGAGGCCGUUAUUGGCCUAGAAUAGGCUUUGACUAAUAAAGCAUGAGUCUUACAAGUAUGUGCAAACUUAGUGCCAAAAUUCCACUGUAGACGCUUUGCAUUGUACAAUUUGACUGGCCAGAUUCAGCAGACCCUAUUCUGGGCAGAACUCAAAUGCGCAGUAUGUUGUUGGGCUAUCAGGUCACUGCCACUAGGGCUAGGGAGGCCUGGGUCUCUUGCAAUCUUACGGUAGUGAGAGGACGCAUGCUGGCAGAAUAGCGACAAAAAAGGUAUAGGCCUAUAUAUAUUAUUAUUAUUAUUAUCAUUAUUUUGAACAACAGUUCUGUUAAUGAUUUUUCAAAGUAGGCUGAUAAUUGUUUUAAAAGAACAUGCUUUAGAAGACCACCCAUAAAUCAACACUCAGGAAAUGUGUGGGAGCAAAAACGCAAGGCCUUGCGAAUAAGCGUUCUCCUUUUUAACAUCCAAUCCGUAUAGCCUUCAUUAUUCUAAAGGGUUCUUUAACAUCGUAGAAGACGACUUCCUUGUAGGUUUAAUUAUUGAAGUGAACUAGCUAUUGAGGCCGUGCAUAAUUUGGUCGUUGAGCGGGUUACCCAAGAUUCAGUAGGCCUAGUCAUUUGAGUAGGCUACAUCGUGGUCUGAAUAUAUCACUAUCACCAGCACGGUCCCAGUACUAACUGCCAUUUUCUCCUGCCUGAUUUCAGGGCAUUCCCAUGCCGACCUUUGGAGGCCUGUUCCCCUACCCCUACACCUACAUGGCUGCUGCUGCAGCCGCGGCCUCCGCCAUGCCCGCCAGCACUACAGCCAGCUCGCUCUCGAGGAAUCCCUUCCUCACCAGCUCCCGCCCUCGGCUCCGGUUCAACCCUUACCAGAUCCCGGUGUCUAUGGCCCAGAGCACAAGUCUACUCACCACCGGCCUGCCAGGCGGCCUAAACCCCAGCUCCGAGUCCUCCAAAUCGGGCAGCAGGGAGACGAGUCCCGUGCCUGAGAUCCACAACCACAAAGCGGGGUCGAGUCAUAGGACCAGCUCUCCCAAAUCGAUGAAGGACUCUAUCAAUGAGCUCCAAAACAUCCAGAGACUCGUGAGCGGCCUGGAGAGCCAGAGAGAGAUGUAUCCCCCCAGAGACUCUCCUAAGUGAUCUCACUAAUGGAAUAAUAUAUUCCACCACAACUUGGCUUGAAAUAUCAGAGAACAUUAUUAAACAUUUUGUACAGCACAUUACGCGAGGAAAUGGCAACACCGGCCUACCUUUUCGCGCGCCUGGACUGAGAAUGGAAGCAGGGAAUGAAGGAGCGAGAACCAGCGUCGUCACUUACUGUUACUGUGUGUGGUACGCUUUCAAUAUUAUAGGAAACUGAAGCAUCGAAAUAAUAUGAAAACCAAAAGUAGGCACUGAAUUUUUAGGCUGCUGGCUAAAACUUGAGCACACAAAGAGGAUACCAUACCGCAAGAAGGAAAACCUACUAAGAACAUUCUUCAUGUAGAGCAUAUUGAUGUUUAAACGACAGUGGCAAGGGUGUGGCAUUGUUUUUAGGGACUGAAUAAUUAACUUUAUCAAACUAUAAUCAAUGGCAUAAGUUCUGAAUGAACAUUGGUGCUUUUUGCCCGCAGAAUGGAGAAGGUGCAACCUGUAGAACGACAGGAAAACAAGCUACAUCCAAAACGUUUUUAAAACAUAGGCUAUUAUUUCAAAAGGGAUGGAUAAAAUUAAAGUUCCGUCAAAAAUAAUUGAUAGAAGAACGCUUAGGCCUAUAAUUUCUGCCAGAAAAAUUGUUUGAACUAUUUAUGUAAUUAAAAUAAAUUCUGUAAAUAAGCUAUAAAGGAAUCCAAGAAUAUGCAAUUGGUAUUAAUUUAUUCAAAACUGUACAUUGGCGUGUAUAUAAUAUUUAGAGUUUAACUCAUUGCUUUUUAUGAUUUGUUAUUUUACGUAUAGACCUGCUGUAAAUGAAAGCUAUUUAGCGCUUGUUGGUUUGAACCAGAACGUCUUUAUAUGUAAUGCAUAGGCAUAGUUGAUUAUCUGCCUGUGACACGUGAAGGAAACAAACAUGUGUGCCAUGUUUAUCUGCAAUCUCUGUCUACAAAAACUAAUAUCAGAAA